Molecule: messenger RNA, 1363 nt
Organism: Populus euphratica (Euphrates poplar)
Lineage: Eukaryota; Viridiplantae; Streptophyta; Magnoliopsida; Malpighiales; Salicaceae
Exons: 4
Coding region: 119-1195 (358 amino acids)
Cellular component (GO): chloroplast
Source: RefSeq, a predicted model, not a curated record
CAAGACCCCGCAUCGUUUUGUUGCGUAGGUGUCCGUGUAAACCACACGUCAUUUCCAUUUUUCUGGUUAUUUCCGGCGGCAACCGCGAGACGCAUCAACUUCUUCUGAAAAGGAAGCAAUGGAUUUUUUGCUUGAGGGAACAAAUGAGGACGCAUCUGAAUGCCAUUUUGAUGACAAGGACAUUCAGAGAUGCCCAUUUUUGAGGAACAUCAACAAGCCAACCAGCUUUUCGUUCUCUCCUCUGAAUUUCCUUAAUCCUGUACAAGGAGCUAAAGGUCCAAUUUUUGAAGAUGGCCCGAAUUUUGGUAUGGCGUUUAAGCUCUUUCAUGGCAAGGAUGGGGUUGUCCCACUCUCAAAUCAGUCCAGCUUUUAUGAUAACACUUUGGAACCCGAGCCUGCUCCUCAGUUCAAUCCCUUAGCUGCAAAAGCUGCCACCAUCAGUCUGUCCGCAUUUGGUCCUGGUGGACCGUUUGGCUUUGGUUCCUUCAAUGAUAAGUGGAAGAAUCAGAAAAAGAAAUCAGAAUCAGCUAGCAAGAAAGAACCAUCUUCUCAGAAAGGAAACACUUCAAAACAUGAGGCAAUGGGAAACGAAUGGCUGGAAACAGGCAACUGCCCCAUAGCUAAGUCCUAUAGAGCUGUGAGCCGUGUACUCCCACUAGUAGCAUCGACUCUUCAGCCACCCCCUAGCAUGAAGCUUAGGUGUCCGCCUGCUAUAGUUGCGGCAAGGGCUGCCCUAGCCCGGACUGCCCUUGUUAAAAACUUGAGACCUCAGCCACUACCUGCAAAGAUGCUUGUCAUUGCUCUGUUGGGCAUGGCCGUGAAUGUACCAUUGGGCAUGUGGAAGGAACACACAGAGAAGUUCUCUCUUCAAUGGUUUGCAGCUGUGCAUGCAGCUGUGCCCUUCAUAGCCAUGCUAAGGAAGUCUGUCUUGAUGCCAAAAACUGCCAUGGCACUGACCAUUGGAGCUUCUAUCCUAGGGCAGAUUAUUGGUUCUAGAGCUGAGAGGCACCGGUUGAAAACUGUGGCUAGCAAGGAAAGGUUGGAAGUAAAAACAGCAAUUGCUGCUGCCGUUGACAGAUACAGCCCAAGCCAGGUCAGUGGCAAUGCUGGCACUAAUUGUGGUACAGAGAUGUUAUGGGACCCUCUUCUUAUUAAGGCUAGCGGAAGCAAAUCAUCUACCAAUGUUUGUUUCUAACAACACAAACUGAGUGGAAUGGAAUAAAAAAAACGGCAGCAGUAUUCAUGCGAAUAAUGCCAAGAUUUGGAGAUUAAACUUUCAGUGAAGCCUAUGGCAUGUAACAUAUGAAGUGUUUAUUUCUUGUGCUUUUUAUGUAACAUGAGUUGCAACUCAAUCAUAAGGGCA